Salvelinus fontinalis (brook trout) is the source of this 2326-nucleotide messenger RNA. Its product is annotated as F-box only protein 7-like. Gene Ontology annotation, biological process: positive regulation of autophagy of mitochondrion; autophagy of mitochondrion. NCBI's taxonomy places the organism in Eukaryota, Metazoa, Chordata, Actinopteri, Salmoniformes, Salmonidae. The record is from RefSeq and is a predicted model, not a curated record. The transcript has 10 exons. The coding region runs from base 99 to 1646 and encodes 515 amino acids. Gene Ontology annotation, molecular function: protein kinase binding.
AGCAUUGUGUUUCUACUGUAAAGAGGUGACUUGGCUUUGCCGAGUGUUUUCUACUUCGUUGUGAAAACGGACAUCAUGCUCAGAAAGUUGGACGCUUUAUGAAAAGCAUGAAACUGCGUGUGAGGAUAAACAAGCAGACCAGCAGGGUGACGCUGGAGGGAGAGGAGCCCACUCUGACAGAGCUCAACGUUCAAAUCAGAGAGAUCCUUCUGCCUUCACAUGGACUCAGCCCAGACACAGAGUUCACCUUGUCCCUGAACAGCGCAGAUGUUCUAUCUGACUCUGGUCAGACUUUGUCCUCCUGUGGCAUCGUCACUGGGGACCUGGUCUGUGUCAUCCUGCCUCCAUCUGUGGCGGUGCCCUCCGACGCCUCUACCCCCUGCGCUGGCCCUGCUCCCUCAGCCCGCCAGGCUGUGCCCUCAGGCUCCCCUGCUUCCUCCGCUGCCUUUGCCGCCUCAGCCCGCCAGGCAUCCAGCAGCAGCAGUAGUAGUAGUAGUAGUACUGGGCUGUACCAAGCUGUACACCCACCAGCCCAACGCUCCAGUGAGGCCAGCACCACCAGCAAGGGGGCGGAGACUCAACAGGAAGUGGUCAGAGAGGAGGAGCAGGAAGGAGAGGCAGGUCGGUGGGUGUGGGAGCCCAUGCUGUGUGGGGAGGCAGAAGGAGGGAAGGUCCCCCAUUCCCUGGAGGUUCUGUAUCACCAGGCUCAGAGCAGCAGUACCUGUGAUGCCCUGAUGGUGGCAGUACACCUCCUGAUGGUAGAGACGGGCUUCCUGUGUCAGGGCUCUGAGGGGCGUCCUGGUGAGAUGCCAGCUGGGUGGAGGGCCCCAGGAGGGCUGUACAGACUGCAGUAUGCUCAUCCUCUCUGUGACGACAGCCUGGCCAUGGUCCUAGCUGUUCCCAUGGGACCCGUUCUCGUUAUCAACGCCACCCUGAAGACGAACCAGCAGGUGGAGACAGUGAGGAAACUGUCACUGAAACCCUCCACCUAUGUGACCGACCAGUGGACAGGUGACAGCGCAGCGGCCGUCUACACAGAGCUGAGGAAGUUGUCCCGGGUCUUCAAAGACCAGCUGGUGUAUCCUCUGAUAGCUUCAGCCAGAGAAGCCAUGGCCCUGCCAGCAGUGUUUGGCCUGCCAGUCCUUCCUCCAGAGCUGUUACUGAGGGUGCUGAGACUGCUGGAUGUCUCCUCUCUCCUGGCCCUCUCCUCAGUCAACAGACACCUCCACCAGACCACCGCAGACCCGGCCCUGUGGAGACACCUCUACCGCAGAGACUUCAGGGACUGCCAAGACCACAGCAGAGUCAGAGACGCUCGGUGGAGAGAGCUCUACAAGAAGAAGUACAAGUGGAGGAGAGAGGCAGCCAGUUACCCCCGCCACACGCCCCGUUACCACCCUGCCCCCCCACCCCUCUACCCCCUCCACCCCCUCCCCAACAACCCCUUCCCCUUCUACCCGCCUGGCAUCAUCGGUGGGGAAUACGACCAGAGACCCGGCAUCCCCGGUGGCAUUCUGCCCCGCCCCCGCUACGACCCGAUUGGUCCGCUGCCAGGUCACGAUCCCACAGCAGGAGGGCUGAUUGGACGAAGGGGGCUGAGACCUACUGGGAACCGGCCGGCUGACAUCAGAAGAGGGUUCAUAUGAACCUCCCUGACCAGUGACCUCUAGUGGUGGUGUAGCAGUAUGACCACCUCACAGAGAAGCUUAAAUAAAACAGAGAUGUUGAAGACUGAUUGAUUUAGCCUACCUUAAAUAAGGCACCUGAGUGCUAUAAGUCACAGAUAACUGGUGUUGUUCGGUCUAUAAACACUAACCCUCAUCCAGUCUGCUUAUUAUCCCCUAACCAUCAUCCAGUUGUUUUAUAUAAACCCUAUCUCUGACCCAGAAUCAGCUUUUAAUAGCUCAUGUUCUCCUGUGUGUGUUUAUUAGUAAGUGAUGAGGUCAGAUCAUACCGAUCUUCAUUUGAUCUCUCUGUUGUUGCAGAGAAUGUUGCUGCACAGCAGGAAAUGCAAACUUCUCAAAGUUUUCCCGUGAGAAACUGGUCAAAUUUUAAAGAUAGCAGAUUUGUAGGGGUGCCUCGGGGGCAUUGAGGUGGCCGGUUUCUAUCUUCCACCAUUCACUAUGAAGACGUUUUGUAGAGCACUUGUUUCCCCGCAGACUAAAAGCUUUAAAUAAAAUGUGGUCAUAUUUGAGCCCUCAGUCUCUCUCUGAAAAACCAGACAGUUCAGGGACGAUUCAUCUACACUGAACAAAAAUAUAAACACAACAUGUAAAGUGUUGGUCCCAUGUUUCAUGAGAUGAAAUAAAAUAUCCCAGAAAUGUUC